AUGGAGAGGUUUUGAUAAAAAGUUAUGAAACGGUUUUAGCGGUGGUGGAUGCGGCGGAUUGAGUGGUGCUGUGACGGCGUUGUUAUCAUCGUCGGGAUCAUAAUCUGGAUUGAGAUUACGAUCUAUAGCUUGACGACCUUGUUCAAGACAAGGUUUACAUGAGAUCUCGAUUGUGAUCCAACCUAAUUUCAGCAUAACGAUUAGUGUAGCUUAUUAUACUUGUCUAUAAAUCCAUAUGUUGAAAGAAAACAAACGCACAUCACCAGCUUUCAUAACGGACGAAUCGGUUUACGCAAACUCCCAUCAAAACCGAAACCCUAAUUUUUGCCUGAAAACGUUGGUUACCGCUGCAAACUCUUCGUUGUUGGAGAUGGAGAAAUCGUUGUUGACUGCAAUAAAUGUUGAGGUUAGCAAUCAUAUACCCGAUGAUAUUGUUUUCUUUAUUCUCUCCAAACUUCCUCUCAAAUCCUUGAAGCGAUUUGGUUGCGUACGCAAAUCAUGGUCCCUCUUGUUUGAUGACAAUUGUUUCAUGACUAUGUUCCGGAGCAAUCUCUUAACAAAAGAUCAUCCUUAUUAUGAUUAUACAUCUGUCUUCGUACAAACCAAACAUGGUGCUUACUAUGACAAUUAUAGAUAUCGAUUGCAUUCUCUUUCGGGUGACAACAUUGUCGAAUUAGAUUGGCCGAAUCCAUUUCCAUGUCCAAUUCAAGAGGAGGAUAACUACUCCCCAUCUUCAUCUGAAGAAGAAGAUGAAGAGUCAGAGGAUAACCGCGUGCCACCAGUUACACGUUUUCUUAUUGUGGGCUCAGUUAGUAUUAAUGGCACUCUUUGUCUGGACAAUCAGUAUAGUAAAGCCGAACUUUGUUUGUGGAAACCAACUACAAACGAAUUCAAGGUCAUUCCUUCCAGCCCAAUUCUAUCUAUACCUUAUUACCGUGUUUCGCCCGUUCACGCUCAGGUUGGUUAUGACCAUGUUAAAGAUGACUAUAAGGUGAUUCGGAGCAUGGGUGCUUUUCCAAACCCUAAAUUACCACCCGUUUACUUUUGGGAUUUAUAUAGUCUAAAUAGUAACACUUGGAGUACAAUUGAGGCCGAUGUUCCCCGUUCUAUUGACAAUGUAGACGUGUACACUGAUGGAGUUUGUCAUUGGUGGGGUGAAAGAGAAAAGCAUGCAUAUUUGGUGUCAUUUGACUUCAGCAAUGAAUCUUUCAUUACAACACUCAUACCCUCAUACGUGGAUGAUAGUGAUGCUUUUAAUUAUGCAGUUGGGAGAACUUUGGUGCUACUAAAUGGGUCUAUUGCUUUAAUCUUAACUCAUUCAGAGACAUAUAUGUUUCACAUAUCAAUUUUGGGUGAGCUUGGUAUAAAGGAUUCAUGGACUAAACUCUUCAUUAUUGGACCAUUACCUCCCCUCUGGAAUCCAAUUGGAUCUGCUAAGAAGAACAAAAUACUGUUCCAAAAUAAAUACGGUGGAUUAGCCUUGUUUGAUCUAAGUAACAAGACUAUUGAGGAGAUUUGUGUUAUACCAAAUACUACUUUUUGUAAAACAGUACUCCAUAAAGAAAGCGAUCUUCCAAUUGGAGGAAUAAAUAAUUGAUUUAUUUCUUCGGUUUUCUCUCACGAGUUAUGCUUGCUAGGAUUUUAACUUGUAGAGUGGCUUGUCAAAUGCGCAUGUCAUAAUUAUUAUCAACUAUGUACCAAAUUAAGAAACCAUUUGAUAAUAUGAAUUGUGCUUUAUUGUUUUUAUUUUGAAAGUUUACUCUUUUUUCAUCUGCAAACUGAU
This is a messenger RNA of Trifolium pratense (red clover), 1783 nucleotides long. RefSeq names its product F-box protein CPR1-like. The record is from RefSeq and is a predicted model, not a curated record. Gene Ontology annotation, molecular function: protein binding. The transcript is spliced from 2 exons. Bases 236 to 1597 code for a protein of 453 amino acids. NCBI's taxonomy places the organism in Eukaryota, Viridiplantae, Streptophyta, Magnoliopsida, Fabales, Fabaceae.